GCUGUUUGGCGUUACCAUGGAGCCUGCCCCGGCCGGAGGACGCUGCUUGUCGCCGGGGCAACCGGGAAGGACAAAGCUUGACCGAGCUGGCGGCGGCCACACCGGCAGCGAUGGUGUCUAACCCUGUGCAUGGCCUGCCCUUUCUCCCGGGCACGUCCUUUAAGGACCCCACGAAAACAGCUUUCCAUAGAAGCCAGACGUUGGGCUACAGGAACGGCUAUGCAGUUGUUCGACGUCCAACAGUUGGGAUAGGUGGGGAGCGGUUACAGGUCAACCAGCUGUCUCCAGCAGAGCUGGAUGAGUUGGCCAAUAAAGCACCAGUUCUAACUUAUGGCCAACCUAAGCAGGCCCCACCUGCAGAAUUCAUUCCAGCACAUGUAGCUUUUGACAAAAAGGUGCUGAAAUUUGAUGCCUAUUUCCAGGAAGAUGUUCCUAUAUCAAGUGAGGAACAUUAUAGAAUCCGUCAAGUGAAAAUUUACUACUAUCUAGAAGAUGAUAGUAUAUCUGUAAUGGAGCCUGUUGUUGAAAACUCUGGCAUCCCUCAAGGCAAGCUAAUCAAACGCCAGCGUAUAGCCAAGAAUGAUGUAGGAGACCAUUAUCAUUGGAAAGACCUAAAUCGAGGAAUAGACAUAACCAUGUAUGGCAAAACUUUCCGAAUUGUUGACUGUGACCAUUUCACACAGAACUUCCCUCAGUGUGUGCUGGAAAUCUCUGAUCAAGAGGUGUUGGAAUGGUACACUGCCAAAGACUUUAUUGUUGGGAAACCACUCACUAUCCUUGGGAGAAAUUUUUUCAUUUAUGAUUGUGAUCCAUUUACUCGACAGUUCUACAAAGAGAAGUUUGGAAUUUCUGAUUUACCACGCAUUGAUGUGAGCAAGCAGGAACCACCUCCUGUAAAACAGGAAUUACCUCCUUACAAUGGUUAUGGAUUAAUUGAAGAUUCUGCUCAGAAUUGCUUUGCUCUUAUUCCAAAAGCUCCAAGAAAAGAUGUUAUUAAAAUGCUGAUGAAUGACAACAAGGUGCUUCGUUAUUUGGCUGCACUGGAAUCCCCUAUCCCAGAAGACAAAGACCGCCGAUUUAUCUUCUCUUAUUUUCUAGCCACUGACAUGAUCAGUAUCUUUGAGCCUCCUGUUAGAAAUUCUGGUAUCAUUGGGGGCAAGUACCUUGGGAGGACUAGAGUUAUUAAACCAUUCUCUGAGGCAGAAAACCCCAUCUACUAUGGCCCUAGCGACUUCUUCAUUGGUGCUGUCAUUGACGUGUUUGGCCACCGAUUCAUCAUCCUUGAUAUAGAUGAGUAUGUUCUAAAAUACAUGGAGAGCAAUGCUGCCCAGUAUUCACCAGAAGCACUCUCGUCAAUUCAGAACCAUGUCCGAAAGCAAGAAAUUCCUGCACCAGAACUAGAGAACAAGCAAGCUAAAGAGGAGCCAGGCAAGCAGGAACUGGAAGCCUUAAUUGACACAGUCCAGAAGCAACUGAAAGAUUAUUCAUGCAAAGAUAACAUACAUGAAGCAUUUCAAGCUCAUGACAAGGAAGCAUUAGGAUAUGUGGACAGAGAGAUGUUCUUUAAAAUCUGUGAAUCCUUUAACGUCCCAAUUGAUGACUCCUUGGUUAAGGAGUUAAUCAGGAUGUGCUCUCAUGGAGAAGACAGAAUUGACUAUUAUAACUUUGUUCGUGCUUUCUCAAACUGAUCUGGCUGAUGAGAGAAUACAAUAUAAUUUUUUUAUGUUGGAGCCACAGUUGGAAAUAUAUCUUGUAGAGCUCCUGAAGUUAUAUUUCUUUUUUGAUUAUAUUUCACUUCUCCAAAAAUCUCAAUUAAAUUGUUUUUUAUAGGA
This is a messenger RNA of Marmota flaviventris (yellow-bellied marmot), 1832 nucleotides long. The record is from RefSeq and is a predicted model, not a curated record. NCBI's taxonomy places the organism in Eukaryota, Metazoa, Chordata, Mammalia, Rodentia, Sciuridae.